GCCUGGGCUCAAUCCCUUCUCCGCCCUCCCUGGCUUUCAAAAAGCGAGGGCGUGGUGCAGAGCCCACGGAGUUGGGUGACAAGACCGCGUAUUUGCAAGGGACUUCGGCGCCUGCACGUCAUCGUGUCCGGGCACGUUCGUCCACCCUUGUGCCUGCGGUGACGUAACGCCAUUGUGACAUCAUUCCUUCCCCUGUGAUGUAACCCGGAGGCUAGACUAUCGGGGAGUGUGGGGCUGUGGAGCCUCCUCAGGGCUCUUUGGCCCUGUUACAUCCGUAGAAUGGCUUCACCCCUUCGGGGGAAGCCCGCUUCGCCCCGAGUGGAGACCGUUCGCUACAAGGAGACGUCGACAGUCCACGUGGAGACCUCGUCUCACCGAGCGGAGACCUUUUCCCGGCUGGUACGCACGAGUUCCCGGCAGGUGGAGACCUCCCAGCGCCAAUCCCCCUCCGGGAAGCGGCUCCCUCGCGUCCUCGAGGUGUCCUCCCAGCACAUGGAAACCUCCUCGCAGCGCACAGAAACGUCCUCCCGCCAGGUCAAGGCCUCUACCCUGCGGGUGGAAACGUCUCUGCACCGUGUAGAGAGCCCUCCCCGGAGAGACAAGCCGGCAACCGUCCAGAAUGUAAAAAUGGCCCGAUGAAAUGCUUCCCAAAGGCCACGAAGGGGCCAUGGCCCUCAGCCAAGACAACAUUGCCUCCAGUUUGCAGCCACCCAGCUGCCAGGUGGACUAAUCAUCUUUGGUUUCAUGGGAACAGCCAAAAAUCAAUGUAAGAAACAACCAAGCUAUGGUUUGGAGAAUCAACCAACAUUUAUUGACCAUGCUGCACCCUGGAUCAUCCUGUUUUUGACCCAGGCAACUAUUCUAACUCGACGCCAGCACAAGCACAAAAGGUUUUCAAGUCCAUGAUACUGUAUAAAUUGAGUUGAUGGACAAAUAGGCUGCUUGAACCUCUGAGCCAGGUGGCCUCAUCUGGGCUGAUCUCCCGAGAAAUGGCUGGGAGGGACCAGGCUGCCCCUCCGUGACUUCUCCAGUGAAGCGUUCAGGCUCCGCACCCUCAGAACAAGUGGACCUGUCACAUGUACCUGCAUGUCCUGGCAGUUGGGGACACAGAGGGGCCCACAGGGAUGACAGCAGCGCGGCCUCUCUCCCUGCCCUUUGCCUGAGUGGCAGGAAGAGCUCACCUCUCAGGCAGAAAAUCCAGUCAACCCCAGUGGAUGGGUGGCCACCAGAACUCCGUGGAGUGGCAGGGACAAGGCGGGGCUGGCACUCCCACUGGCGUUGAAGGUUCUUAGGCACUGGGGGAGGCAGCUCGCCUCAAGGGAAGUUUUGCAGAUGCACUGGGGGCGCCCUGUGCUGGCAGUCGCUGCCUGCAGGUGCUGUGUGUGAUGUGUCUCGUCACUUUGGCAGGAGCCUCCGCUGUCACCUCCCGGGCCCCUCAGUUGUUAAAAGCCAGAGAGAAAGUCAGAUGUCAAGUUCUAUCCUCUUGUUUUAUUUAUACUGUUUUAAACAUUCAGCUCUUUAAAAAAUUAUUAAAAAGUAGUGCAUGCCUAUUCUAAAAUACUGGGAAAAUACAGAAGACAAUUAAGAAAAUAUAAUCCUUGAGAUCUAUAGUAUAUAUAAUUUGUAUCUGCUUUAUUCACUUAAAAUUAAAUUAUAAGCAUUGUCAACAUAACAAAAUGUUCUCCAUAAAGACUUCUAGUGACCGCAUAGGAGUGUUUUGAGUGGACACACCAUAAAUAUUUACUGUUACCUAAAUGUUGGACAUUUUAUUUUUAAGUUUUUCAAGAGCAUAAAAACACAUUG
Molecule: messenger RNA, 1803 nt
Organism: Artibeus jamaicensis (Jamaican fruit-eating bat)
Lineage: Eukaryota; Metazoa; Chordata; Mammalia; Chiroptera; Phyllostomidae
Gene: CUNH17orf100
Product: chromosome unknown C17orf100 homolog
Exons: 2
Coding region: 280-639 (119 amino acids)
Source: RefSeq, a predicted model, not a curated record